CCGCAGUCUCUUUUCUCUCUUUCAACUGGAUGGCAAUGUGGCGCCUAAAGUUAAGGCGCUUAAAUUUAAGCAUUUCAGCGACAGUAAUGACAAAGGGCCUAAGACCACACACAUAUUUGCUCAUGUAUAUAUUGCACAUGUGUGUGUGAGAGCAUAUCGUAUAUGUACAUAUAGAUGAUAUACUCAUAUGCAUAACUUGCCUUAACUGGCGACUUAUGAGCUUCAGUAAUAUUUAUUUAUUUUUUGUUAUGCCCGGCUGUUGCCAGGUUUAAUGAGCUUUAUUGUAAGUGUAUAUACGUGUGUGUGUGUGCGUGCAUUUGCUCCACUGUGCACGCGUAACAUAACCCACUUAAAUAUGUCAUAUGCAUGCUAUAUGCGAGACGAGUGCGGGACUAAUCAGACGACGCGUUAUACCGGCUGCUCAGCAUUUGAAUUUGCAAUGGCAGUCACCCUCGAAGUAUGCUGUGAAUUAUGUGGCGCAUGAAUGUCAGCAGCAGCAGCAACACGCAACAGCAGCAGCAGCAGCAGCAGCAGCAGCAGCGGCAGCAGCAGCAGCAGCAGCGGCAGCAGCAGCAAUUCAAAUGUCAGGCUCAGUCGCAGUCGCAGUCGCAGAUGCAGAGCCUCGCUGGGUGUCGCUGUCAAAGCACUUUAUGUCACAAUAAUUUGCAGUAUGCAUGCAUCUCUCCAUUGGAGUAAGCUGCCAGCGCGUGUAGUUGGGCAGGAUGUUGGCCAAUAUGCAUAUGUAAAAUAUUUAUGAGCGCGUGCAAAUUCAUUUCAUUGCUUCAACGCUUUUGCCUGUGGAACGAAUGGCGACUGCGACAGCGUCGGCGAGUCCCUUGACUAUAUGAUAGAGUUUGUCAAAAGUGUUGAAUACGAAAUAUGUGAUUAAAAUUCACGAAAUUCAACUAAUUUGCUAGCACAGCCCCUGAUGAAUAAAGCAUUGUUUGAGUCGAGGGACAAACAAAAAGCGACAACUUUUUACAUGCAAAUACAUACGGUAUUUUCUAUUCAGGCUAAAACGUUCAUAUAAAUCUAAUAUUAUAAAAAAUAUAAUAA
Messenger RNA from Drosophila mojavensis, 1056 nucleotides. RefSeq names its product ataxin-8-like. The transcript has 2 exons. The coding region runs from base 472 to 696 and encodes 74 amino acids. NCBI's taxonomy places the organism in Eukaryota, Metazoa, Arthropoda, Insecta, Diptera, Drosophilidae. The record is from RefSeq and is a predicted model, not a curated record.